UAACAUUUCAUCACCUAACUCGAAGGAAGCCGGAGCAAAGCGGCAAUUCGAAAUAAUCGAAUUAUUUAUUUAAAUUUUAAAAUUAAAAAUAAAACUUAUGCGGCGUUCACAAGCGCCAUCUAUACGCAGAGCAGCCAAAAGGGGUGCCUCUGCUACUGAACUGGAACCUGCCAAAAACGUUGCUUCUCUGGAAAUGCAAUGGGGCACGUCUGGUGGUUACAAGGGAUUUAGGCCACAAAAGUACAAUGAUGGAGAGAACCCUCUGAAAAAUAAGAGGAUUUUCCUGGUGCUAUGGCGAAAACAGUCAAAUAAAAAACAUAAAACAUGGACAGGCAAUGGAACUCUCGAAGUGACUGCCACCAAGGCUACUCUAAAGGAUGAAACAGGAAAGUUGAUGGACGUUUUGACGUGUUUUAAGCAGGAUACUAUUCAAGAAGAUGCCCUGCUAGAAAUCGGCAUGAGGGAUGUUGAGAUACAAGUGGAGCUCAGGACGGCCGAUGAAUGUAUAUCGCAACGGAGCGAAGAAAUUGAAAACUGGUAUCGCCAGCAAGAGGACUCGACCGGCAUGGUGUCCGUUCUUAAUGAAACCGUCCGCAAACUCCCGAGACCGAUGAAUAUUCUGAAAAAGCCAAAACGAUCAUCGGAAUUCAAAUGCGAUGUCGUCGUUGCAGCUGCUCCUCCCAUCAAACUAAACGAAUAUAUUUGCAUGUUGGCACCAGCGGAACUUCAAUGCCAGUCAAUGCAGUUGCUUGCCGAUUAUUGUCAAGAUUUGGAAAUGCAACAAUUUUGUGGGACAGAAGACGUUUUUGAAAUAGCUCAACAGAUUUGCGAUCAUCCCGUGCUUCUAAGGCACAUAGAACAUCAACAUGUUGUGUCGGAGGCAUUGCUGCCCCACAUGCCGCCCUGGCAGGAGAUGGGUCUUUAUGACUCCGCCAAAUUCGAGUUUGUGCAUUUAAUGUUGGACAAUUUGGUUAUAGCGCAAGACGAGAGAUGUGCCAUUGUGGCAAACAGUCAGAGCUGCUUGGACAUCAUAAUCGGUUACUGCCAAAGCUGGGAUAUAUCAUACGUCCAAAUCGAAGACUCCUUUCAAGCAGACAGCUUCAAUAGGGCCUGUUCGAACGGCGCCAAAGAGCCAAAGGUGGCUCUUUUAUUGGCUAGCUAUCUGUCACAAAUGCACCUGGCUAGCUGCAAAUACGUAAUGCUCUACAAUUUUAGUGCUCGAUCGCAAAUUAGGCAUUUGUUGGCAGCGGACGCUCGAAUUUACACGCUAAUCACAGCUGGAUGCUUUGAGGAGUGGCAGUUCCAACAGCAUUUGGGACUUUUCAAUGGCAGCGAAUCAUUAAUGGAUGCGCUUAAGCUGCGUGAGAAUGUCACACAUCAGUCGCAGAUAUUAGUGGAUUGGGACCGAUGGCAACCUCCAUUUAGCGAAGAAUUCUUACAGGAAGUAUUUCUACUCAUUGACUUACCAAGCUUAAAAUACGUCUACAGCAAACAGCAUGAAGGACGUUUGGCUAAUCUCUUAGAUUAAAUCAAUUUUUAAGUU
Molecule: messenger RNA, 1543 nt
Organism: Drosophila hydei
Lineage: Eukaryota; Metazoa; Arthropoda; Insecta; Diptera; Drosophilidae
Exons: 4
Coding region: 98-1528 (476 amino acids)
Source: RefSeq, a predicted model, not a curated record